Ambispora gerdemannii is the source of this 1374-nucleotide messenger RNA. The record is from the annotation of a GenBank genome assembly. Lineage: Eukaryota; Fungi; Glomeromycota; Glomeromycetes; Archaeosporales; Ambisporaceae.
AUGACUUCUCACGACGAACUCGACCACUUGAAAAUGUUUUUACGAAACGAACCCUUGAAUAAAAUUACUGUUGCUAGAGCCUUUCAUGAACUAUGGAAGUGUAAAGAUAUAGAAUCGGAAGGAAGGGAUUGUAACUGUCUUUUGGAGGUCUUCAAAGAGCUGACAACAGAAAAUCUAAAUAGCGAUAGAAAGCAACACUUCACUUCAUUACAAGAUAUAGACAAGAUGCGAUGUAUAUGGGUAGAGUUAAAAUCAUUAAUAGAUGAAGACCUAAUUCGGUUUGAGAUUAAUGAACCUCCAAGUUGGAAAUUACAUGCUAUAUGUAACAUUAAUAACUUAAAGGAUGAAUUGCAGAAAGCAGACACGUCUGUUCAUAAUCAUCUUCUCGAAAAGAUACAAGAACUAGAUAUUAAUGAUUUAACUUAUGAUGACCCGUUGGCUAAUGGUAUAGUUGACCUUGGAUCCUCUCAAUACCAGUUAGUGGAUGAUGACUACGACGUCCUUGUGGGUGAGAAAUGUGGCAUAAGGAAGUUAAGAAAAGGUGCUCUGAUAAAGAGUGUGUGUGCAAAUUAUGUUACGAAAAGAAACGAAAUUCAAACCCAGUGCAAAUUCGUCAUUGCACCUUCAGAAACGACAAGGCACAAGAACUGGGUUGAGGGCGAAAACGACAGAGCACAAAUAGCAACAAAUAUAACAGACACUCUUCUGCAAGAAAUUAAAAGGAAUGUUCUUCAUAAAAUUUCCAAAGCUUCAGAGAAUGCACUCGUAGACGUUGUGACACGUCUUAUGGAGGCGUCUAUAUAUCAAAUGCCAAUUGGCUUGGAUAUUGAAGUAACAAGAAAUGAUCGUCAGAGUGAUGCGAGCAAGAAACGAAAAAAUCGACAAGUAUCCGGUUCAAGAGGCAACAAGCCUGACUUGAUGAUUCGAGCAUUUUUCAAACAGAGGUGGAACGAAAUCGCAUACAUUGAAAGCGGAAAAUGGAAAUCAACAGGCACAAAAACCCGUAAUGAUCAUAAUAAGUUGGCUCGUUUCACCUUAGACGGGUAUACCGAUAUGUCGAAAAAGACCGAAAAGAAUAAGCUGUAUAAAUUCUGCAUUAUAUUCGGUAUAAAUAUUACUGAUGACCACUGUGUUGAUGUAUACGGAUUGUUACGAGAAAAAGGUAUAAAGUUUUACCUCCCUAUCAUAAAAGCCAAGAUUCCUUUACAUAACGAAACUGUGGAUAAAGUUGAAGAAUUUGUGCAUGCCUUAUUAAUCUUGCGGAACGGGAUACUGGUAAAUCUUCAUGAAUUCAAUCAGAUUUUAUUAAAGAAAUCUAGGUCAGCCACCGAACAUGAUUCCUCCGAAGAAGAUUCUACUAUCAAAACCCCAUAA